UACAAGAUUAGAACAUAAAGUAAAAACAAAAAACUUCUUUAAAGACAUUUUAGUCCUCGAGCCGUUCAACAUGUUGGAAAGAAUUGAAGAAAAGCCACCUUUUAAAAAUUCCCUGGUAAAGGGUCUUAAACAAACUUAUAGGGAGUUUUGCGCCAACACCUCCAUACAUGGCUUUCAAUAUUUUGGACAACAUCGGCCCCGCAAAGAAAUCAUCUUUUGGCUGUUGGUGUUUGUGAUCACCAUUUACUUUUGCAGCUCCAUCAUUGUAAGGAUCUAUGUGAAGUGGCAUGAGUCACCAGUGAUAGUGACUUUCUCGGAUAAACCCACGCCCAUAUGGAAUAUACCCUUCCCAAGGGUUACCAUAUGUCCGGAAGCCAAAAGAACCAUGAACAAGACAGUUGAUGACAAUUAUUUACAACUUAUGAAGAAAUUGAAAACUUUUCUCAAACAGGAUGGAAAGUUCAAUGAAAAUUUUAAUGAAUCCCAACUUGAGGAGAGCUUGACUUUAAAGCAGAUAUGCCUCUCGGAUGUCAUUGAGUUGGAUGACAUUGCCCAACCCUUAAGGCCAGCCAUCAAUUAUAUUGACAUUCUGAACAGAAUGCAACCAAGUGGCAGCAAAUACUUUUUAUCAUGCUCCUGGUUUGGGGAAACCCUGUUCUCCUGCGAGGAACUCUUCACCAAAGUGUACACCGAGGAGGGCAUUUGUUAUGCCUACAACGGUCUGAAAGCGGAUGACAUGUAUCGUGACGAGGUGCUGAAAAGUCAACUGCGAAACGAACCCAAGGCCAGCAGUCCCUUGGAGUGGACCCUCCAGAAGGGCUAUCCUGCCCAUGGUGAGUUGCACACAUAUCCCGCCCGACUUUUAAGUUCGGGCUAUACAUCAGGCCUUGAAGUGUUUUUGGUAAGUUACCCCGAUGAAGUGGAUUCCACUUGUAAUUGGGCCAUGCCUGGCUUCAAGAUUUCACUCAACUCUCCCGACGAGGUGCCUAUAUUGGCCAAGCAUUUUGUGCCCAUAGCCGGGGAUAAAAAGAUGCUGAUUGCCAUCAAACCCAAAAUGAUAACCACCUCUGUGGAUGUUGCGGCCUAUGAUGCACGCAAGCGACGAUGUUUCAUGAAUGAGGAACGCCAUUUGAGGUUCUACAAAAUCUACAGCCAGAAUAACUGCGAACGUGAGUGUCUUACCAACAUAACCUACAGCCAGUGUGGAUGUGUACACUUUGCAAUGCCACGAUUCCAGGGUACUGCGGUGUGUCAUGAGGACAAAAUGGACUGCAUGAUAAAGAGCGAGAAGCAGCUGUUGCUAAAACAUUUCCUGGACAAUUUACAAGGUGAAGAGCAGAGCUUUGAGAAAUCAAUCGAUAAUUGUAAUUGCCUGCCUGCUUGUACUUCGCUGGAGUAUGAGACCGAAAUUACCGAGGCUAAUUUUGAUUUCGUCAACAUACUGAGAGACAAUGAUCUGUACGAAGAUGAAACUGUGUGGGCAAAGUUUUCCAUUCUUUCGAUUUACUUCAAGGAGAGUGAAUUCAUCACCUCCCGACGUUCCGAACUGUAUGGUGUCACCGAAUUGCUGGCUAACUUUGGCGGAGUUGUUGGCCUUUUCAUGGGCAUCUCCAUAUUGAGUGUGGUGGAAAUUGUUUAUCAUUUCACGCUUCGUUUGUGGCAGAAAAUCUCCUCUAUGGCAGAGGCUAAUUAG
Molecule: messenger RNA, 1693 nt
Organism: Stomoxys calcitrans (stable fly)
Lineage: Eukaryota; Metazoa; Arthropoda; Insecta; Diptera; Muscidae
Product: pickpocket protein 28
Exons: 3
Coding region: 71-1693 (540 amino acids)
Biological process (GO): sodium ion transmembrane transport
Cellular component (GO): membrane
Molecular function (GO): ligand-gated sodium channel activity
Source: RefSeq, a predicted model, not a curated record